AGGCUUUCCAAGUUUCAUUUUCAAGGCAGUAAAGAAGUCUGAGAACCUGUAUAAAGAUGAAGUGCAUCCUCGUUUUUGGCCUGCUAUCGAUCGGAAUGUGCCUGAGCGCUCCUGCGGCUCCCGAGGCAGAGAUUGUUAGCCUGGCAUCGGAGAUCUCCGCCGACGGAUUUAAUUAUAACUUCGAGACCAGUGACGGCAGCAAGCAGGAACAGCACGGCAAGCUAAAGAACCUGGGUCCCGAGGAGGAUGUUCUGCAGGUGGCUGGGUCCUUCAGCUACCAGGGGGAUGAUGGCAAGACCUACUCAGUAACCUAUACGGCCAAUGAGAAUGGAUACCAGCCCCAGGGCGAGCACCUUCCACACCUUUAAGCGGCUCUUACUAUUAAGCGUCAUGUAUUUAAAUAGAUCGAAAGGCAUCCUCAAACAGAUUCCAUUGAAAAAUAUUUUCUGGUUGCAUUUAUACUAUGGAUAUAUUCAAUUGCUUUCGAAUACAUUUUUUAUAUUCAAAAUUCAAAUUAAAUUCUCAAUUCAGUCACAACAAAAGCUGAAAAUGUA
This is a messenger RNA of Drosophila ananassae, 554 nucleotides long. It is a transcript of the gene Lcp65Aa, whose product is annotated as endocuticle structural glycoprotein ABD-5. The record is from RefSeq and is a predicted model, not a curated record. Gene Ontology annotation, cellular component: chitin-based extracellular matrix. The coding region runs from base 57 to 368 and encodes 103 amino acids. Gene Ontology annotation, molecular function: structural constituent of chitin-based larval cuticle. The transcript has a single exon. NCBI's taxonomy places the organism in Eukaryota, Metazoa, Arthropoda, Insecta, Diptera, Drosophilidae.